CGGCCACCGCGGGUCCUCGGCUCCGGAGGCGUCGGUCGCGGCCUCGUGAGGUGACCCGGGCGUCAGGGACGGCGGCCCGGACCCACUGCGCCCAUCCGAGCGGGACGGGCCCAGCGUGGCGAGGAGGCACCUCGAUAGCCGCCCGGGGAGCCAUCUCGGGCCUAUUUUUUUUUCCUUUUUUGUCUCCAGGACCUUCCCUCCGCGCGCCCCGUUUCCCUCUGCAGAGACCGCGACGCCCCCUCCCGGGCCGGGCCGCCGUGCUUGCCCGCCUGAAAGGCGCCGCCCGCCGGCCGGAGCGAACCGGGAGCGGCCGCCGUGCCCGCCGCGCUCUCGCGGAGCCUGGUCGGCCGGUGGGGCCGGGGCCCUGGGCACCGGGCGCGGCGCUGCGGCGGCCGCUCCUCCCGCGCGGGACGCUGGGCCCCGGGCCUGGCCGGACCGAGGGCCGCCUCCUCCUGACCCGCCGCGGGGUCCCGGCCGGCCCCUCCGGGCCCGUUUGCAGCUUGCACCCGGCUUCCUUUGUGGGCCCCUCCUCGCCUGGCCCUCGCCCUGCAGGUUCACCCAGAGCCGCCCGCCGCGGGGCCGGGGAUGUGCCCACAGUGACGGCGGCGGCGAGCCGGACCCGCGCGCGGAGAGCCCCGGCCCGGGGGCCAGAGCACGGCCUCCCCGCCCGCCCCGGCCUCGCACCCGGAGCCCCGGAGCGGGGGCAGACGCCGGGGAAGAUGUGGCUGAAGCUCUUCUUCUUGCUCCUCUACUUCCUGGUCCUGUUCGUCCUGGCCAGGUUUUUCGAGGCCAUCGUGUGGUAUGAAACUGGCAUCUUCGCCACCCAGCUGGUGGACCCGGUGGCUCUGAGCUUCAAGAAGCUGAAGACCAUCCUGGAGUGCCGGGGUCUGGGCUACUCCGGGCUCCCCGAGAAGAAGGAUGUCCGGGAGCUGGUGGAAAAGUCAGGUGACUUGAUGGAAGGUGAGCUCUAUUCUGCACUCAAGGAAGAAGAAGCAUCUGAAUCUGUUUCCAGUACCAAUUUCAGUGGUGAAAUGCACUUCUAUGAGCUUGUAGAAGACACAAAAGAUGGCAUCUGGCUGGUUCAGGUCAAUGAGUGGUCAUUGAAGAUAAGAAAGGAAAUGAGAGUUGUUGACAGGCAAAUAAGAGACAUUCAAAGAGAAGAAGAAAAAGUGAAACGCUCUGUGAAAGAUGCUGCCAAGAAGGGUCAGAAAGACGUCUGUGUGGUCCUGGCCAAGGAAAUGAUCAGGUCAAGGAAGGCUGUCAGCAAGCUCUAUGCAUCCAAAGCUCACAUGAACUCUGUGCUCAUGGGGAUGAAGAACCAGCUGGCGGUUUUGCGAGUGGCCGGUUCCCUGCAGAAGAGCACAGAAGUGAUGAAGGCCAUGCAGACUCUCGUGAAGAUCCCGGAAAUCCAGGCCACCAUGCGGGAGCUGUCCAAAGAGAUGAUGAAGGCAGGGAUCAUAGAAGAGAUGUUGGAGGACACUUUUGAAAGCAUGGAAGACCAGGAAGAAAUGGAAGAAGCAGCAGAAAUGGAAAUUGACAAAAUUCUGUUUGAAAUUACAGCAGGGGCCUUGGGCAAAGCACCUAGUAAAGUGACUGAUGCCCUUCCAGAGCCUGAGCCUCCAGGAGCCACGGCCGCCUCAGAGGAGGAGGAGGAGGAGGAGGAGGUGCUGGAGGCCAUGCAGUCGCGGCUGGCCACGCUCCGCAGCUAGGGCCGCCCGCUGAGCCUGAAGCUCUCCAUGGCCAGCCCGCCGGUGUGCGCACUCCGCUGAGCGGCCGCUGUUUAUGUAUCUCUUGCACUACGCCUCUGGAGGAAGCUUUGCGUUCUGGAGAAGGUUUUCUUCACUCUCUGCAGAGGUUUUGGGGUCUCAAAGGAUUGUUCUGGGGACGUGAUGUAAUAAAUGCAUCAUUUACUGGAGUAGAAACAGAAGAAUCUUUGGAGGGAGGGCAAGAAUUUGGUCUUCUCGAAAAACACUUCUGAGAAUAGAAUUCAUUGCCUGAUGUUGAGGACUCUGUACAUUUUUUUGUCUGUAAAACACUAUAUAAAUGGGUUUUAAUAAAUUUCUGCUUUAACACUUGGUCUCCUUUUAGGUUAUCAUGUGCAAUGAACUUUCCAGGUAUUGGCUCUUCCAAAUUAUUUCAUUAUGGAAAUAAUGUGGAAAGAGAGCAGAAGACUUGGAAGCUCAGGAGAAGGGCUUCUCCCCUGUAGAUGCUUCUCCCCAGCCUUCACAGGCGUAGCAUGGGGCCGCUGUGUGCUUUUGCCUUCUGUUUAACUAAAAAGAUGCUUGGAAAUUAUGACCCUUUGUCCUGUUUCAAUGGCUGUUUUAACGUCCUGAAGGUUAUGUAGAGGGAGGAUAGGUGGGCUUUCCUUCCCUUCCUUCCCAUUGCAAGUUGUAUCCAGAGCAGAGAGCUAUGAGAUUAGGACCUUUUUGGGUUGCCUGUCCCUGCUUUGAGCUGGUUGUCUUGGGUGCCUGGGAUAUGGGUCUACCUAUAAGUGCUUUCUCUAAGCCAGGGCUGACCAGUGAGAGGCAUGGUGUGGCCAUGCAUUGUAAUCAGCUCUCACACAUCUCAAAUAUUCCUACAUCACAUUUAUAAAUCAGUAGCAAUUUAUAUGUGUUUGACAGUUUAUAAAGCUCUUCAUUUGACACAUGAUUUCACUCAAUCUUUACAAAUAAGAAAAAGAGCUCACCUUGCACAGGAUGCAACCCAGAUCCCUGUGGUCCAGGUCCUUGUACAGGAACCACACAGGAAAAAACCCGGCCGCUCGUCACAGGUUGGUUUUUGUAGAUUGCAUAGAGAAAUCCUGAAGUGUCAGGUGUCCCUGCAGUGAGGCUGUUCUAGUCUUGUCAUGCAAAACGGAAAUCUUGAAUCCAGGGACCGUCCUAUUACUCUUGAUUUUAUCUUCAGAAUCCACUUUGUUUUUUAAGUAAAAAUUUUUUUAGAGCAGUUUCAGGUUCAUAUGACAAUGACUGGGAAAUACAGAGUUCCCAUAUGCCUCCUGCCCCAACUCAUGCUGACUUCCCAUUUCUCCUGUUCACCUCCCACACUACAGAAGUACAUUUGCUACAUUAGUAAUGGCCUCUUCCCAUUACUAAAAUGCAUGUAAGUUUUCUCCAUUUUCUUUGGUGGCUUGGUAGGUCAUUUCUUUUUAUUGCUGAAUUUCCAUUGUUUGGAUGAAUCACACUAUUUGUUCAUCUACUGAAAGACAUCUUAGUUGCUUUCGGGUUUUGGCAACUGUGAAUAAAGCUGUAAAUGU
Molecule: messenger RNA, 3253 nt
Organism: Pipistrellus kuhlii (Kuhl's pipistrelle)
Lineage: Eukaryota; Metazoa; Chordata; Mammalia; Chiroptera; Vespertilionidae
Product: E3 ubiquitin-protein ligase RNF103
Exons: 8
Coding region: 720-1709 (329 amino acids)
Biological process (GO): late endosome to vacuole transport; protein transport; protein ubiquitination
Cellular component (GO): ESCRT III complex; multivesicular body; endoplasmic reticulum
Molecular function (GO): ubiquitin-protein transferase activity
Source: RefSeq, a predicted model, not a curated record